Messenger RNA from Toxorhynchites rutilus septentrionalis, 674 nucleotides. RefSeq lists its product as uncharacterized. The transcript is spliced from 2 exons. NCBI's taxonomy places the organism in Eukaryota, Metazoa, Arthropoda, Insecta, Diptera, Culicidae. The record is from RefSeq and is a predicted model, not a curated record. Bases 315 to 602 code for a protein of 95 amino acids.
CACCUUUAACCAGAGAUCUAUCUUGGAAUUGGCAACGAAAUAAUUGAAGCUAAUGUUUACAUCAACUUGUAAUUCGGAUUUUACGAGUUCACCUUCAAUAAUAAUUAUUAUCACAUAAUUAGUAAUCUGGUAUGCAUCCAUGAAAUAUUACUUGACGAUUGUUUGAAAUGCCAUGUAUAUGUAAACAUACCAUAUCUGAACUUGUUUUGUAAUAAGUAAUAAGCACAGCUAUUAUUAAAAUAUAAGCUGAUAUAUACUGUAAAGUACAAUACUCACAACAGAACCAUUGGGUACAUGUUUUAACAAUUCAUAAUAUGUGCAAACCAAUUUCAUUGAUAGUUAUGUUUGGUGCGUUAGUGCUCAUGAAAGGCAUAGUCACAUAUGAUCCAGAUGACAUUGAACUGAAGAGCGUUAUUCCACCCAAUGGUACCUUUGUAGCAUUUUACCCUCGUGUAUUAAAUGGAAUAUCCAACGGAAAUGUGAGAGCUCCUUUUUCUCAUGGUAGCUUCUUCAAAAACAGGAAUCCUGCAUUAGUAGAUGUUCGCAACGCUGCUGCAUAUGGAUACCGUUUCGAUGGAAAAAGACGUUUCAACUUCCCUUGAACGUUAUACAAGCUGUAAUAUCUCUAUGUUUUGUGUAUUGUUUUUAUUUCAAAUAAAUGAACAAGUAAUUUA